This is a messenger RNA of Cataglyphis hispanica, 1927 nucleotides long. RefSeq lists its product as uncharacterized. NCBI's taxonomy places the organism in Eukaryota, Metazoa, Arthropoda, Insecta, Hymenoptera, Formicidae. Bases 635 to 1831 code for a protein of 398 amino acids. Gene Ontology annotation, molecular function: chitin binding. The record is from RefSeq and is a predicted model, not a curated record. The transcript has 2 exons. Gene Ontology annotation, cellular component: extracellular region.
AAAAAACUAGUAUUUACAUUUAAUUAUAUCUUGAAGCACAUUAAUUUUCAGUCAAAGAUAUAUUGUCAUUUCUCUAUAAGCAAAUUGUGUAUGAAUUGUACAUAAUCGAUAAACUAAAAAAUUAAUUUAGUGCACAUUGCGUAGUAAUUUGACAGAAUUAAUACACUGUUCUGGAAUUUUAAAAUUAUUAAAGUUUGAACAAUUUAAAGGUAAUCAAACUUUAAAUUUUUUAAGGUUUAAAAUAAAUAUUGUAUAUAUUGAGUUUUGUUUGUGUAUAUAUGUAUGUAUACUGACGUUUAUUGCAAUAAUUUAAUUUCUUAUUGAUUUUUAUUUGCAACAUGGAUAGAUUGUGCGCGUUUAUUUGCAGAUGUAUAACAAUAGGUAAUAAAGAUAGAAUGCGUAGGAUAUGUCAAGUAGAUUGUCAGGGAAAAAAGGUAAAGAGAGGGAAUUAAAGAAUGGAAAGAGAAGGGAGGACUAGGAGUCAUAGACUCAUCCUCGCGAUACUUUCACUUGAACUUCUUCUAUUACAGAGUAGAGAUCUUUUAGACGCUGGGAGCGGUUCUUAUUAUACUUUUUACAGAAAAUUAAAUUCUCUAAUGUAAUAUCCUUUAAAAAUUCUAAUUUGUUAUAAAAAAUGGUAUUCUAUUGGGUUUUACAACUUUACUUUCUACUAUGCGUAUUAUUCGUCGUCACUGUUUACACUGAAGAAGUUUCUAAAAUCACGCCACCAAAUGUUUCCACGAAUUUUUCUUGUUUUAAUCGGUCUAUGGGAUUUUAUGCCGACGUUGAAGCGAAUUGCAGAGUAUAUCACACAUGCGAUGAUCAUGGCAAUAAAUUUAGUUACCGAUGUCCCGAAGAAACGGCUUUUCGACAGGAUGCCUUAAUAUGUGAUCAUGUUCAUCUCGUUGAUUGUCGAGCAAUCACUUAUCAAUCAAAACAAUUUCAAAACGAAAAUAUCAAUAAAGAAAAUGCACACACGAUGCCUUUGAUAAGAUCACCAAUCGUAUCCAUCGAUUUGCUCGAUAAUAAUCGACAAUCAUUUUCACGUUCUUUUAGAGUGAUUCAACAACCCGACAAAAUCAAGUCUAAUAAAGCUGAUUCUGGUUUUGUAUUUAGUGCAAGUAUAUUUUUAAGAGAUAAAUUACAAAAUCAAGCUGGACAAAUCACCGACACUUGCACGACAUGCAAUACUUAUUCGAAGAAUCGCAUGACAGUUUCCACUUCUCGAUCGCUCAACGAACAGAUCAGUUCUUGGAAUUCACGUAACAAUAAAUCAAUUCCGCCAAGACAGUCAUUACCUUUGUCGUCAUUGGAGACUCGCACUUUCGCGCGAGAUAAAAGCACCGUACAUUUUAAUCGUUCAUUCGAACCGAUUGCAAAUUCUUCACUUGUAAAAACGGUAGCACCAGAAGGUAAUCAGCGUUCACCUGCUCCACGUGAAAAGUCUUCUUUUUUGAGUUAUAACAGUGACUAUCAUCCAUAUUCAGAGACUCUAAGAUCGAUUCAGGCUAACACUCAUACGCUCAACAUAAAGUCUACUACGGAAAUACCCGUACAUGCUUUGACGCUCUCCUUAAAGCCAUUGGUGCCAAAUGAACUGGAAUAUGAUCCUUACUAUCCUAAACAACCAACGUCCACUGAGACGUAUUACACACCCAGCAAUCGCAAUAAGAUCACUAGCGCUCGUUUUUCCAACCAGAUGCCGCCGAUAAUCACGCACCCUGAUUUUUUUGAAAUCCCAUCUAUACUGCCUGAUCUUAAUAUUUUAGAGGAUUUGGUUGAUCGCCGGAAGUUUUUUUAUAUUCCGCGUGCAAACAUCAAAUCGAUGUAAUUAAUUAAAAAAGCAUUCAUAUUUAUGAUGUUACGUGCAAAAGAAUUUUAAAUAACUUUAUUUUACGAAAUAAAUUGUGUAUAUUCAUGUUAAUAA